AUGCCUCCCCGGUCGGAGGGACUCGUCCGCCUGUUCGAUCGCGACGGCUACUACAGUGCGCAUGGACCCGACGCUCUCCUUAUCGCGGACCAGGUGUUCAAAACCCACAAUGUUUUAAAGUACUUGGGCAGUAGCCGCGCUAAGGACGGCGGCCUUCCCUCCGUGUCCGUGAGCAUGACGCUGGCGAAGGCUUUCCUCCGGGACUGUCUUACUGCGAGGCAGAUGCGUGUCGAGAUCUGGGAGCCUGAGACCGGCUCGACGGGCAAGCGUAAUCACACGCGUUGGAAGAUUGGCAAGACGGCGUCGCCUGGCAAUCUGUCCCAAGUUGAGGACCUCCUGUUCGCCCACGAGGACCUGCUCGCGAAUGCGGUCAGCAUGGCUAUCAAGAUCCAGCUCAAGGAAGGGCAGCGGAUAGUCGGCGCUGCCUUUGUCGACGUUCAGGAGAAGACGAUCGGUGUCUCGCAGUACGAGGACGAUGAUAACUUCAGCAACACGGAGAGUCUCCUGAUCCAGCUCGGCAUCAAGGAGUGUAUCGUGCAGGAGGACGAGAAGCGGAAGAAUAACGAUCUCACCAAGCUCAGGACUCUCGCGGAGCGGUGCGGCGUUAUCGUCACGGAGCAGAAGUCGAAGAGUUUCGAGGCAGGAAGCGUGGAGCAGGAUAUGGCGCGGUUGCUCGACGAGACGCACCCAGCUACGCUGCGUGAGUUGUAUGGCAUGUGCAUAAACUGA
This is a messenger RNA of Trichosporon asahii var. asahii CBS 2479, 729 nucleotides long. RefSeq names its product DNA mismatch repair protein MSH2. Gene Ontology annotation, biological process: mismatch repair. The record is from RefSeq and is a predicted model, not a curated record. Gene Ontology annotation, molecular function: ATP binding; mismatched DNA binding. Lineage: Eukaryota; Fungi; Basidiomycota; Tremellomycetes; Trichosporonales; Trichosporonaceae. Bases 1 to 729 code for a protein of 242 amino acids. The transcript has a single exon.